Lobosporangium transversale is the source of this 1153-nucleotide messenger RNA. RefSeq names its product phosphatase 2C-like domain-containing protein. NCBI's taxonomy places the organism in Eukaryota, Fungi, Mortierellomycota, Mortierellomycetes, Mortierellales, Mortierellaceae. The transcript has 8 exons. The record is from RefSeq and is a predicted model, not a curated record. Gene Ontology annotation, molecular function: protein serine/threonine phosphatase activity; cation binding. Gene Ontology annotation, biological process: protein dephosphorylation. Bases 70 to 1086 code for a protein of 338 amino acids.
CUUUCGCCCUUCGCCCUUGAACCUUAUUGUUCUCCAUUUCUUUUCAUUCGUUUCCAGUUCAUUUCAACAAUGGGCCAAAUCCUCUCUGCUCCUGUAACCGAGAAGCACUCAACCUGUGGGAAAAACGAGCGCUUUGCAUAUGGUGCAUCUGCUAUGCAGGGAUGGCGUACUACAAUGGAUGAUGCACAUACAACACUGCUGGCUGUCGAAAGCACUGAGGGGAUAGCAUUUUUUGCAGUUUAUGACGGUCAUGGAGGUUCUGAGGUUGCUAGGAUCUGUAGCAAGGACCUCCACAAAAAGAUUAUUUCUGAGCCUACAUUCGUUAAAGGCGAUCUUAAAAGUGCGUUCAAGGAUGGAUUCCUGACCAUGGACCAAGCUCUCCGAGAUAAUCCAGAAGCACGUAGCAAACCUUCGGGAUGCACAGCUAUUACUGCCAUGAUCAACAAUGAAAACAUUCUUUAUGUUGGAAACCUAGGCGAUUCUCGUGCAAUCCUAAGCUGUGAUGGAAAAUUCAUUUCCUUGUCACACGAACACAAGCCUGAUAACAUAGAUGAGUCUAUUAGGAUCAACAAUGCUGGAGGCUAUGUCUCUUCCGGUAGGGUCAAUGGCUCCUUGGCCCUUUCUCGAGCCUUCGGAGAUUUCGAUUACAAGUCAAAUGAGAUGCUCGACCCUGAUCAGCAAAUUGUCAUCGCAAUACCCGAUGUCAUGGAGCGCGAACUAACCGAGAAGGAUGAAUUCAUGGUCCUUGCUUGCGAUGGCAUAUGGGACUGCAUAGGUGCACAAAGAGUGGUGGACUUUGUUCGUAAUAGAGUUGUUGAGAAAGUCCCACUAGAGACAAUCUGCGAAAGACUGAUGGAUCAAUGUCUACCCAAAGAGGUCACUCCUCUUAAUUACACAGGCACAGAUAACAUGACCAUGAUCAUCGUUGCGUUCUUGAACGGACGAACCUUAGAGGAAUGGUACGAAAAUAUCAUCCAACGCGCCACUGAGCAAGCACGGGUCCAACGAGAGAAUGUAAAGUCAACUGUAGCACCUGGUGUCAACAAGCCCAAAAGGAAGUGGUUUUUCGGACGGUUUGGCCGAUGAUCUUCCCACCAUCAUUCUUCCUUAUGAGCUGAUCAAAAUAUCAGCAUAGAAUAGUUUGGAAUCAAUC